GUGGCGCCCUCUUUGUUGCAAUGACAGCGAUUGCCACGCCGUAUUGAGUGGUUUCUUGGUGUUAUCUGUUUACUUAGUGCUUUUUAGAACUGUUAUUUAGGAUGAAUCUGUCGAGUAGCGAAACCAAUAAACAAACAAGUGCUGAGAAUGCAACACCUCCCGAAACGAAAGGAGCCGAGAGUAGCAGUCCUGAUCAAGAAAUGGAGACACGUGAAUUUUUGCACGUACGCAAGGAAUACUCUCCCCCCAUUUUGCAGAACAAAAAGAUGACAACAAGGCGUGACAUCAUACCAAGCCUUUGUAAAGAUAGCCCUUGGGUCUAUUUUACCAAUGAGGGAGACCCCAGUGACCGUGAUCCUGAGAAAUGCGGAAAGUGGAUGCUAUUCCUGGAUCAGCGGCAGACCAGUGUGGCCACCGGAAUGACGGAUCUUGAUGAUGCAUGGCUAAAAUUAAUCAAAAUGGACAAUUUUCAAAGUACGGGAAUAUGCUCGGCCAAGUGUUCAACAGGAAUGCAAUCGGGCUCGGAUAAUCGGAACGGAGUCAUUUGCUGCUACAUUCCAGACUAUACAGACAAACCUCAAGUGAAGAAAGCUGGCGAUACUAUUCGAAAAUUGGUUGACGUGACGAGUCCUAUAUAUUUCAAAACAGAUAUGGAUACCUAUGAGGGAAAAUAUAGGCAAACAGGUCAUAGUAAUAUUUCCCUCUAUAAGCACACAACUGACAACAAGUUGUAUGAAAGACAGUCAAAACACAGUGCCUGGAAACUGAUAUGCUUCGAUGACCUAGAAAAGAAUACAGCUAGGGCUGGAUUUAACAAACUCUUUGGGGUCUCAAAAAAAAGUGUGCUAAACUGAAAGCUUAUAACAUUAACAAGUACCGAAAACUACAUCUAUAUCAUCAGCAUUAAGGCUUAAAUAAAAAAAAACAUUAUACAGACUACUGCAACUAAUUUUCACGAUUUCAGCCAAUUAUUUACUGUUUGAAAGUUACAUCAGUCUAAAACAUUAUUUAAACUAUUUUAUUCAUAAUGACAGAAUUGUUAAAUUUGCUUUGAACUUUGAAUAGAGCUUUGAACUUGAUAACUUUUGCUUGAAUGCUGAUGGUAUAAUAUAUAUGCAGUCGUAUCCAACCUACAGCCCACAGACCAGAUCUGGCCCACAAAGCCAAACCAUGAUGCCUGUCAUUAUGUUCAAUGUCACAGAUUAAUAAAUAUAUUCUAAAACUUUCAAAAACAACAGAUAGUCUAUAUUUGGUAUUAUGAAAGAGAGUUGCAAGUUUGAAGCUAAAAAGUUAAGAAAUUGGUUUCUAUAAAACAGUUGGAAACUUCAUAUUUAAGCAUGCAGCAAUGUUGACAACCAUUUUUGAUUUAUUUUCUUUCUUUUUCCCAUGUUAUCUACAAAAAAGAUUUGAAUAUAAUUUAACUUUAUGCAGGGCCUGAUUAACGCACGGUCCGGCGGGUCCGUGGACCUGGGCACCACAAAUUUAGGGGCACUAAAAUAGCCUAAAUUAACUUACUUCCUUCCUUUUUUUUCUGUUAAAGUGAACAUUCCUUUUCAGCAUUGAAAAGAAUCAAAAAUCGUUUUAGAAGCUGCGUUUCUCAGGAUAAUUUACAGGCGUUUCCGUAUUGACCAUUGAAAAUUCUGACAUCAAAAUUAGAUUUUGAUGAUGUGAUCGACACAUUUGCCUCUGUUAAAG
This is a messenger RNA of Uloborus diversus, 1695 nucleotides long. RefSeq lists its product as uncharacterized. The record is from RefSeq and is a predicted model, not a curated record. Bases 102 to 854 code for a protein of 250 amino acids. The transcript has 3 exons. Lineage: Eukaryota; Metazoa; Arthropoda; Arachnida; Araneae; Uloboridae.